Messenger RNA from Mercenaria mercenaria, 2075 nucleotides. RefSeq names its product phosducin-like protein. Bases 37 to 954 code for a protein of 305 amino acids. Gene Ontology annotation, biological process: regulation of G protein-coupled receptor signaling pathway. The record is from RefSeq and is a predicted model, not a curated record. Lineage: Eukaryota; Metazoa; Mollusca; Bivalvia; Venerida; Veneridae. The transcript is spliced from 2 exons.
CUUCCCCUGUUCAAGGGACGUCACUCUGCAUAAUAAAUGCUAAUUUUUAAUUUCCUGCGUGUGUUGAACAAAAAUAUUGAAACACUUGUAAUGGCUCUGAGUUUAGAUGACCAACUGCUUGGCGAAAAGGUUGAAAACUACUGCAGUAGCAGUGAAGAUGAAGGAGAAGAGGGAGAAAAGUCUGGUGUAGAGCAAAGACCACAAUUCAUUCCUGAAAACCAGACUGAGUACAAUGGAAGAUGCACUAACACUGGACCGAAAGGAGUACUAAAUGACUGGAGAGAGUUCAAACGUCUUGAAACCGAGCAGCGUGAAGAGCAGGAAAGGGAACGUCAACAGUUGAUGAAAAAGUUACAGAUAACUUGCAGAUCACAUCUUAAUGAUGAAGAGGAGAAGAAAAAAGAUGACUUUAUCGUGCAGCAUCUUGACGAGAUUGAUGAGGAGUUUUUACGACAGUACCGCAAAAAACGAAUUGAAGAAAUGAGAAAAGCUCUUCAAACAACACCGAAGUUUGGACAAGUCAUUUCAUUAGAAAAGUCAAAUUUUAUAGAUGCUAUUGACAAAGAGAAACAAGGGGUUAAAGUUAUCGUACAUGUGUAUGAAGACAGUGUCGAAGCCUGUGAAUCAAUGAAUGGCUGCCUUAAAUGUUUAGCUGAGAAAUACACCAACAUAAAGUUCUGUAAAAUUAAAGCUACAGAGGCACAUCUCAGUAAGAAAUUCUCUGUAAAUGGUGUACCGGCAUUGUUGAUUUACAAGAAUGGAGACCUUAUUGGCAAUUAUAUUCGUUUAUCCGAUGAGCUUGGUGAAGAUUUUUAUGCAAUAGAUGUGGAAAGUUUCCUCCAAGAACACGGAAUGUUGCCGCAGAUUGAAACCAAGGCUAUACGGGACAAGAAUACGGGAGAACUCCGAGCAGUAUUACAAGACGAUGAAGAAAGUGAUUUAGAUGUUGACUGAUCACACUCUCUUCAAUGUAACAUUGUCUUUGGUGUAACAUGAUCGUGUUUGUCUAAUAUAACCAGCUAUUUUUUUUUUCAGUGUAACAAAGUACAUUCAAUUUUGUGUGUAUAAGACUUAGUGUCAGGUGUAAUAAUCAGUAUCGUGUUAUGACACAAAUGAAGGGCAAUCUUCAAACAUUAAAGACUUCACACAUUUAACAUUGAUGCUGUUUUAAAUAUAACCAAGUUGUAGAGUUCUUCCUUAACCUUUAACCUGCUAAAUUUCUAAUGUGGACUGGUCCAUGAUUCAAUUUUGGCAGUACAACUUAUUAUUUAAAGGUGUUUCCUAAAAAAUUUAUUGACUGAAUAGCAAGACACUGCAGAUCAAGAUUAGCCUGCACCGACACUGGUCACGAUGGCAGAAUCACUUGUUACCAGCAAGCUAAAGGUUAAUGAAUCAUGUUGAAAAGAUUUAAAAUUAAUACAUUUAAUCAUACCUACAAUUUUUGAGAUCUCGACUCCACACUUACAGGGAAAGGCAAUUUUGUCUUUAUGUUAUUUCCAUCUGCUAGAAUUUCUUAAAUCAUUUACAGAAGUGAAAGCAUUUUCAAAGUCAAAUUAAAAAGUUAUGAGCAUUUGAAUAUUUGAUAAAAAUAGUGGCCAUUUUGUUUCCAUGGUGGCAGAAAAUAAAGUGGCGGAUUGAUUAAAUUUCUAGAUACAUAUUUAAAAGUUCUGUAUUUCCGUAUUUCUGUUAAAUAAAUUUUCUAUUUCUUACCGCUAUAAUGAAAGAAAUUACCAUGUUUUACAUCUAAAAUUCAUGAAACAUUCAAAUAGUGGUCCAGUCAGCGUUAUGAAAGGCUUAAGGAAAGCUUUCAUAUAAAAUCAACUUAUUGUCAGGUUUUAACGUUGUUUUGUUUUGUUGUCUCUGUCAAAGGUUAUUCUGUUUCAGUAAAUUUAGACAUACUAUUUACUGUGCAUAACUUAAUAACCAUUCAACUUUUAACAUGGCAAUGACAUGAUGUGCAGAGCGCAUGAACCAUGUCAGUAAGUUAAAGGUCAAGGUCACAGCAAGGUCGAACCUGUCAGUUUUUGUGUCCAGAACAUAUCUUAAUAACCAUUCAAGGUAUUGACUUUAAACUU